AUGAUCCAAGGCACGCCGGAAGACAUCAUCCAGCAGUCGAUAGACAGCAUCGAGAUCGAGCCUGAACUCCUCACGUUGGAACGAAUCGAAGACACCAUCCGUUCCACCAAACAACUCCGUGACGACAAGAUAGAAGCGUUGUUUGCGAAGAACACCCAGUUGCAACAGCUCGUAAACAACUACACCAACGAAAUUAACCUCUUGAACCGUAUCAGUGACUAUAACUACGAGAUAAUCCAAGGCUUGAGUGCGUUCAAAGACUAUAACGUCAGUGAAAUCAAUAAGGAUGAGAAUAUAUUCCGAGUGUUGAACAAGAAAUCCAUAGAGCUCGACAACUUGAAGGUCAGCAUAGCUAAAACGUUGAAUGACCUCGAGAGCUCACUCAGCUCGUUGAAGCUCUCCAAAAGCAGCUUAGGAAUCGAAUUGGACGAGAUUAAGGAGAAAGUCGUUAGUUUGUUCAACAACCCGUUUGAGAGAAGAGAAAAUGACGACUUGUUGGACCAAGACUCGCAUAUCCUAAAGAUCAAUUUGUACAGAAAUUUGGGGGUGAGAAUCGAGAACUUCGAUACUCAGGAGAACGAGAACGAUAGGGUCUUGGUGUUCAACAAAGAAACUAACCUAACAAGUGUGUUGAAGGUGGAUGAUAAGUAUAGUGAUUUUUUCAUUUCAAAUUACAUCUGGGACACCAUCACCAGCUGA
Molecule: messenger RNA, 699 nt
Organism: Suhomyces tanzawaensis NRRL Y-17324
Lineage: Eukaryota; Fungi; Ascomycota; Pichiomycetes; Serinales; Debaryomycetaceae
Product: kinetochore-associated Ndc80 complex subunit
Exons: 1
Coding region: 1-699 (232 amino acids)
Source: RefSeq, a predicted model, not a curated record